Messenger RNA from Corapipo altera (White-ruffed manakin), 769 nucleotides. RefSeq names its product protein brambleberry-like. The record is from RefSeq and is a predicted model, not a curated record. The transcript has 2 exons. Lineage: Eukaryota; Metazoa; Chordata; Aves; Passeriformes; Pipridae. Bases 316 to 591 code for a protein of 91 amino acids.
GAUGGGUUUGGGGAUUUGGGAAUGGAUUUUGGUCAGGGAAUCAGGGGAUGGGAUUGGGGAUUUGGGAGUGGAUUUUAGUCAUAGAAUCAUGGGAUGGAUUUAGGAAUGGAUUUUGGUCAUAAAAUCAUAGGAUGGGUUUGGGGAUUUGGGAAUGGAUUUUGAUCAGGGAAUCAUGGGAUAGAUUUGGGGAUUUGGGAAUGGAUUUUGGUCAUAAAAUCAUAGGAUGAGUUUGGGGAUUUGGGAAUGGAUUUUGAUCAGGGAAUCAUGGACUGGGUUUGGGGAUUUGGGAGUGGAUUUUGACCACAGAACCACAGGAUGCGUUGGAAGGGCCUCCUAAACCCUUUUUUCCCCAACCAGGCGACACCAGAGCCAGUCACGAACACCGGGAAGCGCCGGGAGCCCAAUCCCUGCAUCCCGAGGGCCACCACGUCCCUGCUGUCCCCACGCUCCCCGUGCCGGGCGCUCACCAGGGCCGGGCAGCGAUGCCGGAAGAAAGCCAUUCCCGGGAAGGACUUGUGCCACAUCCACGCCUCCGGCAGCAGCUCAGCCACGGAUUCAUCCCCUGGUUUUGACCCUCCACCCCCUCCCUGAGGGCUUUUAAACCCCUUUUUUUCUUUUUUUUUUGGCUCUCCCAGAUCCUGGCGGAGAACACACGGAUGCCGUCGGAUGUGGGUUCGGGGCAGAGGCUCCUUGUCCUGCCAGUUUUAGGUCAUUUGCAUAUAUUUGGUUAUUUGCAUAUAUUUUAAUAAACGCCACAUUUCCAGCUGGA